AUGGGGCGGCUGUGGGGCGGCCCGGCCGCGCUCUGCGUCUGCGUCCUGCUGGUCCUCACAGGGGUGACCGGGGACACCAUUUCUCCAGCUGGCGCUGAUCCAGCAGACGGGAGCAGCACCGUGACGACGAGCUUCAGCGACUCAACCACCUUGACUUCCACCAGCCCACCAACCCACUCCACCACCACGGCAACGCUGUCCAGAACCAAGGCAACCCCACCCACCACCAGCAGCUCGACUGAGUCCUCCACCACCUCAACCACGACCACCACACCAACCCCAUCCACCACCACCACCACCACCAGCAGCUCGCCUGGGUCCUCCAGCACCUCACCCACCUCAACCACCACCAUCUCAACCCCAUCCAGCACCACCAGCAGCUCGACUGAGUCCUCCACCACUACCACACCAACCCCAUCCACCACCACCACCACCACCAGCAGCUCAACUGAGUCCUCCACCACCUCACCCACCUCAACUGUCACCACCACCUCAACCCUGUCCACCACCACCACCAGCACCAGCAGUUCAACUGCGUCCUCCAGCACCUCACCCACCUCAACUACCACUACCACACCAACCCUGUUGACCACCACCACCAGCACCAGUUCAACUGGGUCCUCCACCACCUCACCCACCUCAACUGUCACCACCACAUCAACCCCAUCCACCACCAGCAGCUCGACUGAGUCCUCCACCACCUCAACCACUACCACCACACCAAUCCCGUCCACCACCACCACCACCAGCAGCAGCUCAGCUGGGUCCUCCACCACGUCACCCACCUCGACUGCCACCACCACACCAACCCAGUCCACCACCACCACCACCAGCAGCUCCACUGCGUCCUCCACCACCUCACCCACCUCGACCACCACCACCACACCAACCCUGUCCACCACCACCACCACCACCAGCAGCUCGCCUGGGUCCUCCAGCACCUCACCCACCUCAACUGUCACCACCACCUCAACCCCAUCCACCACCAGCAGCUCAACUGAGUCCUCCACCACCUCAACCACGACCACCACACCAAUCCCGUCCACGACCACCACCACCAGCAGCAGCUCAGCUGGGUCCUCCACCACAUCACCCACCUCGACUGCCACCACCACACCAACCCCAUCCACCACCACCACCACCACCAGCAGUUCAACUGGGUCCUCCACCACCUCACCCACCUCAGGGACCCCCACCCAGUCAACUCCAUCCACCACCUCCAGCAGCUCAGCUGCGUCCUCCACCACCUCAUCAACUUCGACUGCCACCACCCCAUCAAUCCUGUCCACCACCACCACCACCACCAGCAGCUCAGCUGGGUCCUCCACCACCUCUCCCACCUCGACUGCCACCACCACAUCAUCCCCAUCCACCACCACCACCACCAGCAGCAGCUCCACUGUGUCCUCCAGCACCUCACCCACCUCGACUGACGCCACCACCUCAACUCCGUCCACCACCAUGUUAACCCCGUCCUCCACCACCACCACUACCAUCAGCAGCUCCACUGUGUCCUCCACCACCUCACCAACUUCAACUGCUACCAGCACAUCAUCCCUGUCCACCACCACCACCACCUCCACCAGUUCAACUGAGUCCUCCACCACCUCACCCACCUCAACUGUCACCACCACCUCAACCCCAUCCACCACCAGCAGCUUGACUACGUCCUCCAGCACCUCACCCACCUCGACCACCACCACCACACCAACCCUGUCCACCACCACCACCACCAGCAGCAGUUCAACGGUGUCCUCCACCACCUCACCCACCUCAACUGUCACCACCACCACCUCCACCCCAUCCACCACCCCGUCAUCCCUGUCCACCACCACCACCACCACCACCACCAGUUCAACUGGGUCCUCCACCACCUCACCAACCUCGACUGCCACCACUGUGUCAAACCCGUCCAGCACCACCUCCAUCCUGUCCACCUCCACGUCAUCCCCAUCCACGACCACCACCACCAUCAGCUCAACUGCAUCCUCCAGCACCUCACCCGCCUCAGCCACCACCACCUCAACCCCGUCCAGCACCACGUCAUCCCUGUCCACCACCACAUCAUCCCCAUCCACCACCACCACCAGCAGCAGCUUCACGGUGUCCUCCAGCACCUCACCAACUUCGACUGCCACCACCACAUCAACGCUGUCCAUGACCACGCCAACCCCGUCCACCACCAGCAGCAGAUCGACUGUGUCCUCCAGCACCUCACCCAACGCAGCCACCACCACACCAACCCCAUCCUCCACCACGAGCAGCAGCUCGACAAUGUCCUCCAGCUCCUCACCCACCUCAACUGCAACCACCACGUCAACCCUGUUCACCACCACAUCAAACCCAUCCAGCACCACCACCACCAGCAGCAGCUCUACUGCAUCCUCCAGCACCUCACUCACCUCAGCGACCCGCACCCAGUCAACUCCAUCCACCACCACCAGCGCCUCCACUGUGUCCUCCAGUACCUCGCCAACUUCGACUGCCACCACCACGUCAACCCCAUCCAGCAGUAGCUCAACGGUUUCAUCUGGUACCUCACCCAGCUCGACUGUCACCACCACACCAACCGUGUCCACCACCUCCACCACCACAUCCAGUUCAACUUUGUCCUCCAGCACCUCACCAGCCUCAACUGUCACCACCACACCGACACUGUCCAGCACCACCACCAGCAGCUCCACUGCAUCCUCCAGCUCCUCACCCACCUCGACUGCCGCCACCACGUCAACUCCGUCCACCACCACAGGAAUCCACUCCAGCACCACGUCUAGCCCGUCCAGCACCAUGUCUACCCUGUCCACCACUACACCAACCCAGUCCAGCACCACAUCAACGCCCUCCAGCACCACGGGAACCCACUCCAGCAUCACGUCAUCCCCAUCCACCACCACGUCAACCCUGUCCACCACCACAGGAACCCCGUCAACCACGACAGCAACCCAGACCAGCAUCACAUCAACGUCUUCCACCACCACGGCAACCCCGUCCACCACCAGCAGUAGCACAACGGUUUCAUCUGGCACCUCACCAACUUCGACUCUCACCACCACACCAACCCUGUCCACCACCACCACCAGUUCAACUGGGUCCUCCAGCACCUCACCCACCUCGACUGCCACCACCACACCAACCCCGUCCUCCACCACCACCAGCAGCACCAGCAGCUCGACUGCGUCCUCCACCACCUCACCCACCUCGACUGCCACCACCACGUCAUCCCUGUCCACCACCACACCAACCCUCCCCACCACCACCUCCACCACCAGUUCAACUGGGUCGUCCAGCACCUCACCCACCUCAGCCUCCACCACCCAGUCAACCCCAUCCACCACCACCAGCAGCUCCACUGUGUCCUCGAGCACCUCACCCACCACAACUGCCACCACCACGUCAAGCCCGUUGACCACCACCAGCAGCAGCUCCACUACGUCCUCCACCACCUCACCAACUUCGACUGCCACCACCACAGCAACCCUGUCCACGACCACAUCAACCCCGUCCACCACCAGCAGCAGCUCGACGGUGUCCUCCAGCACCUCACCCACUUCGACUUCCAUCACCACGUCAACCCAGUCCAGCACCACCGCAACCCAGUCCAGCAUCACAUCAACGCCUUCCACCACCACGUCAUCCCUGUCCACCACCAGCACCAGCAGCUCGACUGUGUCCACCACCACCUCACCCACCUCAACUGUCACCAUCACGUCAUCCCUGUCCACCACCACACCAACCCUCCCCACCACCACCUCUACCAGCAGUUCAACUGGGUCCUCCAGCACCUCUCCCACCUCAACUGCCACCACCUCAACACCAUCCAGCACCACCAGCAGCUCCACUGUGUCCUCCAGCACCUCACCCACCACAACUGCCACCACCACAUCAAGCCCGUUCACCACCAGCAGCUCCGCUACAUCCUCCAGCACCUCACCAACUUCGACUGCCACCACCACGGCAACCCCGUCCAGCACCAGCAGUAGCUCAACGGUUUCAUCUGGCACCUCUCCCACCUCGACUGUCACCACCACACCAACCCCGUCCACCACCACCAGCAGCAGCUCCACUGUGUCCUCCAGCACCUCACCAACUUCGACUGCCACCACCACGUCAACCCUGUCCACCACCACCCCUACCAGCAGCAGCUCGACCGGGUCCUCCAGCACCUCUCCCACCUCAACUGUCACCACCACACCAACCCUAUCCACCACCACCACCAGUUCAACUGUGCCCUCCAGCACCUCACCAGCCUCAACUGUCACCACCACACCGACACUGUCCAGCACCACCAGCAGCAGCUCGACUGCAUCCUCCAGCACUUCACCCACCUCGACUGCCACCACCACACCAACCCCAUCCACCACCACAUCAUCCCCAUCCACCAUCACCACCAGCAGCAGCUCCACGGUGUCCUCCACCACCUCACCAACUUCAACUGCUACCACCACAUCAUCCCUGUCCACCACCACGGCAAUCCCGUCCACCACCAGCAGCAGCUCAACGGUGUCCUCCAGCACCUCACCCACCUCGACUGCCACCACCACGUCAUCCCUGUCCACCACCACCUCAACCCCAUCCACCACCACCAGCAGCAGCUCAACGGUGUCCUCCGGCACCUCACCCACCUCGACUGCCAUCACCACACCAACCCUGUCCACCACCACCACCACCAGUUCAACUGGGUCCUCCAGCACCUCACCCACCUCAGUCACCACCACCUCAACCCCAUCCAGCACCACCAGCAGCUCCACUGUGUCCUCGAGCACCUCACCCACUACAACUGCCACCACCACGUCAACCCCGUUCACCACCACCAGCAGCUCCACUACGUCCUCCAGCACCUCACCAACUUCGACUGCCACCACCACAGCAACCCUGUCCACGACCACAUCAUCCCCAUCCACCACCACCACUACCAGCAGCAGCUCGACUGGGUCCUCCAUCACCUCACCCACCUCAACUGCCACCACCCAGUCAACCACAUCCCCCACCAGCAGCAGCUCAACUGCAUCCUCCAGUACCUCACCAACUUCUACUGCCACUACCACGUCAUCCCUGUCCACCACCACCACCACCACCUCCAGCAGCUCCACUGUGUCCACCACCACCUCUCCCACCUCGACUGCCACCACCACACCAACCCCGUCCACCACCAGCAGCAGCAGCUCAACUGCAUCCUCCAGCACCUCAUCCACCUCAGCGACGCCCACCACAUCAACUCCAUCCACCACCACCAGCAGCAGCUCCACGGUGCCCUCCAGCACCUCUCCCACCUCAACCACCACCACCCAGUCAACGCCAUCCACCACCACCGCCACCAGCUCAACUGCGUCCUCCAACACCUCACCAACCUCGACUGCUACCACCACGUCAACCCUCUCCACCACCACCACCACCACCACCAGCAGCUCAACUGUGUCCUCCAGCACCUCACCAACUUCGACUGCCACCACAUCAUCCCUGUCCACCACCACCUCAACCCCAUCCACCACCACACCAACCCCGUCCACCACCAGCAGCAGCAGCUCAACUGUGUCCUCCAGCACCUCAUCCACCUCAGCGACCCCCACCACGUCAACUCCAUCCACCACCACCAGCAGCAGCUCCACUGCAUCCUCGGGCACCUCACCCACCUCAACCACCACCACUCAAUCAACCCCAUCCACCACCACCACCAGCAGCUCCACUGUGUCCUCCAGCACCUCACCAACCUCGACUCCUACAACCACGUCAACCCUGUCCACCACCACCAGCAGCUCCACUGUGUCCUCGGGCACCUCACCCACCUCAACCACCACCACUCAAUCAACCCCAUCCACCACCACCACCAGCAGCUCAACUGGGUUCUCCAGCACCUCACCAACUUCUACUGCCACCACCACCUCAACCCCAUCCAGCAGCACCACCACCACCACCAGCAGCAGCUCGACUGCAUCCUCCAGCACCUCACCAACCUCGACUCCUACCACCACGUCAACCCUGUCCACCACCACCAGCAGCUCAACUGCGUCCUCCACCACCUCUCCCACCUUGACUGCCACCACCACAUUAACCCCAUCCACCACCACCACCUCCACCACCAGCAGCUCCACUGUGUCCUCCAGCACCUCACCAACUUCGACUGCCACCACCACAUCAUCCCUGUCCACCACCACCACCACCAGCAGCUCCAGUGUGUCCUCCAGCACAUCACCAACUUUGACUGCCACCACCACGUUAACCCCGCCUACCACCACCACCAUCAGCAGCAGCUUGACUGUGUCUCCUACCACCUCACCCACCUCUACUCCCACUACCACAUCAACCCUGUCCACUACCACCAGCAGCAGUUCGACUGUGUCCUCCAGCACCUCUCCCACCUCAACUGCCACCACCACACCAACCCCAUCCACCACCACAUCAUCCCCAUCCACCACCACCAGCAGCAGCUCCACUGCGUCCUCAGGCACCUCACCCACCACAACUGCCACCACCACAUCAUUGCCAUCCACCACCACCUCAACCCCAUCUACCACCAGCAGCAGCUCGACUGUGUCCACCACCACCUCACCCACCUCGACUGCCACCACCACCUCAACCCCGUCCACCACCACAUCUACCCUGUCCACCACCACCUCAACCCCAUCUACCACCAGCAGCAACUCGACUUUGUCCACCACCACCUCAUCCACCUCUACUGUCACCACCACCUCAACCCCAUCCACCACCUCCUCACCCACCUCUACUCCCACCACCACCUCAACCCUGUCCACCACCACCUCAACGCCAUCUACCACCUCAUCAACCUCAUCCACCACCACAUCAAUGCCGUCCACCACCACAUCAACCCCAUCCACCACCACCUCAACCCCGUCCACCACCACCUCAACCCCGUCCACCACCACCUCAACCCCAUCCACCACCACCUCAACCCCGUCCACCACCACCUCAACCCCGUCCACCACCACCUCAACCCCAUCCACCACCACCUCAACCCCAUCCACCACCACCUCAACCCCAUCCACCACCACCUCAACCCCAUCCACCACAACCUCAACAACCUCAACCACCUCGACUGCCACCCCCAUCCAAACAACCACAACCACCACGACCACAACCACAACCACUACCACCACCACCACCAUGACAACCACAGUCACCAGUCCAGGUCAGUGCCAGAAUGGUGGCACGUGGGAAGAUGGCAAGUGCCUGUGUCCCGAUGGCUUCCAAGGGGACUUCUGCGAGGAGGUCAUCUGCCAAAACGGGGGCACCUUUGCCAACGGCGUCUGCCAGUGCCCCCCCAAUUUCCAAGGAGACAGGUGCCAGACCGCCAAGGACGUCGUGGAGAUCCAAAAUGUGACGAUGAACGCGACGGUGGAGAUGACGGCCAAAGUCGACAACAGGAACUUCAGUGAAGAUCUCAAAAAUCCAUCCUCAGAUGCCUACAAGGAGUUUAACGAUACGUUCCAGAAGCAGAUGUCGAUGCUUUAUGGGCAUAUCGAGGGCUACAAAGGUGUGAUAAUCAAAGAGCUGCGCUCAGGCAGCAUCGUGGUGGACUAUGACGUCAUCCUGGAGCUCCCCGCCAGCUCCAAGGUCAACGAGACGGUGAAGAGCAUCUCCGAGAACCUCGUCACUGCCAUCCAAAACCACGGCUGUGACGAGAACUGCACAGGGGACGACUGUGUCUGCUUCAACAGCAACUUCACCGUUGUCCACAAAGUUGAGGUGCAAGAGGUGGAAGAACGUGUGUGCGACACCUACAUCCAGGAGGAGUUCAGAGUCUUCUACACGCCGUACCUGACCAAGGUCGGCGUCAUCUGCAUCACCCGCUGCGACUCGCGCCACGCCGACCCGCUGCCCUGCGUCCAUGGCAGAUGUUCCGUCAGCCGGGAGGGGCCGCAGUGCGAGUGCUCGGACCAGGUCGCCUUCUGGUACCAGGACAACGCCUGCAGCUCCCGCAUCAGCAAGGUUGGGGUGUCCGUGGGCGUUCCGGUGGCCGUCCUGGUCCUGGUCAGCACCAUCUUCACCAUCCUCCUGCUGAGAUCUCGGAGGCAGAAGGAUCAGUACAGGAAGAAGCUGAAGUCCCGCUCGGAGAUGUACACCAGCGAUGACGGGAACUGGGACGGAUCUCAAGGCUUUGCCAUGGGCAACCUGGCGGCCACCUGGGAAGACAUGGAGACCCCCAACACCAGCUACAUCAACCUGGAGAACGUGGACACCUCGAGGACGAUACACAUCCAGAGACCGACCAUAGUCCCCUGAGCGAAGCCACCUGAGAACCAGCGGAGACAGGACACGGGGCCACCAGGAUGUGGAGGAGGGGACACAUGGACAGGAGAGCGAUGAGAAUCAGGAGAUCCACCAUCCCCUUCCUCACCACGCAGAUGUUUGCACACAGAAUUAUUUAUAAUUAAACAAAUCCUUAGCUUCA
This is a messenger RNA of Taeniopygia guttata (zebra finch), 8407 nucleotides long. NCBI's taxonomy places the organism in Eukaryota, Metazoa, Chordata, Aves, Passeriformes, Estrildidae. The record is from RefSeq and is a predicted model, not a curated record.